Messenger RNA from Lotus japonicus, 1848 nucleotides. Its product is annotated as zinc finger BED domain-containing protein RICESLEEPER 2-like. Lineage: Eukaryota; Viridiplantae; Streptophyta; Magnoliopsida; Fabales; Fabaceae. Bases 1 to 1848 code for a protein of 615 amino acids. The record is from RefSeq and is a predicted model, not a curated record. The transcript is spliced from 3 exons. Gene Ontology annotation, molecular function: DNA binding.
AUGGGAACACCUUCAUGUUUAGACAAUCUCGAUGUGCUGAUCAUGGGUGGAGAUAAAGGUUUACAAUCAGCCAUCUUGGCUUUUGCCAAAAAGUCUUGGAUAUACUUGGAUAUACUUCUGUUGAGAGGAAAUAUGUCUGAAUUUGAUUCUUCUGAUUCCUCUAUGAAUGAAUUGGAUGAAACUGUUAAUGUUGGUGAGUCUAGUGCUAAUCCUUUGAACCUUGAAACUGAAAAUUCCAUUGAAUCACCCGCAGAAGUUGAUAAGAAUAAGAAGAGAGAUAGGUCGCUCACAUCUAAUGUUUGGGAUUACUUCAAAACAAUUGGUAAAGGAUCUGAUGGGAAAAAUAGAGCUGAAUGUCUUGCUUGUGGGAAGCAAUAUGUAUGUGGUGGUCAUGACUAUGGAACUUCAUCUUUGAGGCGUCACAAAAAUGCGUGUCAAAUGAUUCCAAAGUUUCAUGAAACUACUGCUGGUAAACUAAUGCUUCAUCAAGGUGCCAAAUUGAGAACUAGAAAAGUGGAUAACAAAGUUGUACGUGAUAUGUUAGCCAUGUCUAUCAUAGAGCAUGACCUUGCUUUCAAUUUUGUGGAGUAUAGGAGGAUUAGAGAGUUGUUGAAAUAUUUGAAUCCUGAAGUAAAGGUACCCUCUAGACGUGCUUCCACAAUAGAUAUUAUUAAGUUGUAUGAGGGAGAGAAAAAAAAAUUGAAAGAAGAGUUGGCCAAAGUUCCAAGUAGGAUAAAUUUGACUUCUGAUUUGUGGACUGCUUGUACUGCUGCUGGUUAUAUUUCAUUGACUGCUCAUUAUGUUGAUGAAAAUUGGAAACUGAAUAGUAAAAUUCUUAAUUUUUGUCAUUGUCCUCCUCCACAUUCUGGGCAAGAGUUGGCUAAGAUUGUGAAUGAUUUCUUGGUGGAUUGGGGAAUCGAGGGAAAAAUAUUCUCAUUGACUUUGGACAAUGCUAAGUCUAAUGACACAUUGGAAAAGUCUUUGAGAGAUAGGUUGAAGAAUAAUAAAAGUUUGUUAUGUGAUGGUGAAUUUUUUCAUGUUCGUUGUUGUGCCCACAUACUAAACCUCAUAGUUCAAGAUGGUUUGGAUGUUGCUAAUGAUGCUUUAUCCAAAAUUAGAGAAAGUGUCAAGUAUGUUAGGGCAACGCAAGGAAGAAGGGAUGUUUUUAAAGUUUAUGUGGAGAAACAUGGUAUUGAUAAGGAGACAAAGGUUGGUUUGCGUUUGGAUGUUGUUACUAGGUGGAACUCCACCUACUUGAUGCUUAAAAGUGCACUUGUAUAUCGACGUGCAUUUAAGGAGCUUGCUUUAGAUGAUUCACACUACAAAUCUCUCCCUAGUGAUGAAGAUUGGGAAAGAGGAAAAAAAAUUUGUGAGGUUUUGCUUCCAUUCUAUGAUAUCACAAAUAUGUUUUCUGGAUCCACUUAUCCAACAUCUAAUUUGUAUUUCAUGCAAGUGUGGAUUAUUGAAUGUUUGUUGUUUCAAAAUAAGACUCAUGAGGAUGCGGUGAUUAGGGACAUGAUAAAAGAAAUGCAGCUGAAAUUUGAUAAGUAUUGGUGUGAUUAUAGUGUUAUUCUUGCACUUGCCUCCGUUCUUGAUCCUCGCUUGAAGCUUCAAUUUUUGGAGUUUUGUUAUUCUGACAUUGGACUUGAUGCAAUUGCUCGCCAAACUAAGAUGAGGAUUGUCAAACAAAAGAUGUAUGAUCUAUUUCAUGAGUAUGUCAACAAUUUUGAUGGUGGAAGUCAAUCCACACAAGAGACAUUGGUUACUACUAGUGACAUUGCUAAUGCUUCUCAACCUAGUAGUUCUCUUACCACCAAUGUUUUGGAUGUAAAGAUUUAUCACAUAUGA